AUGCCCUCGCAGCCUCCCAAGGCCAACAGACCCCAUGCCAUCCAUCGCCCUUCAAGUAUCCCCGACACCAGUGACUUCCACAGUCACCAGACACGAUGCGCAAGCGACGAAGACGACGACGACGACCACGGCCCGAGAAUGAUUCACGAGUCCCCAGCGAUAAACGACGCCCUAAGCAAGCUAACACCAGCGACGCAAGUGCCCUCCACCAACGAGCGAACAAACGACCAAAAGGCGAGAGCGACCGACGACUACAGUGAACGAUGA
Messenger RNA from Fusarium verticillioides 7600, 267 nucleotides. RefSeq lists its product as hypothetical. The record is from RefSeq and is a predicted model, not a curated record. Bases 1 to 267 code for a protein of 88 amino acids. NCBI's taxonomy places the organism in Eukaryota, Fungi, Ascomycota, Sordariomycetes, Hypocreales, Nectriaceae. The transcript has 2 exons.